Messenger RNA from Rhopilema esculentum, 3106 nucleotides. RefSeq names its product zinc transporter ZIP1. Lineage: Eukaryota; Metazoa; Cnidaria; Scyphozoa; Rhizostomeae; Rhizostomatidae. Gene Ontology annotation, cellular component: plasma membrane. Gene Ontology annotation, biological process: zinc ion transmembrane transport. The record is from RefSeq and is a predicted model, not a curated record. Gene Ontology annotation, molecular function: zinc ion transmembrane transporter activity.
UGAUGCAAAAAAUUUGUGACGAUCACGAGGUCAUUUGAGCAGCAAAAGUAUUGAACUUUGUGAGGGAAUUUCAUUCGAUUAUAUAUUUUAUGAGCGUCUAUUUGUAAAAGAAGCUUUCUUGCAGGUUGGGAUGGCUUUCUAAAAACAGUCAUACGCAAUUAUCAACGAAAGACUAUGUCAGACCUUCUCGGAUAUUCAUGGCAUUGUUUUGUGACCUGUUGUAAGACAUUCUUUAUCUUCUGAGUCAAUAAAUUUCUGUUCACAAACUUACAGCAAUCCUUAUCACGAAGGAGGAAAUCAAACAAAGCCUCUAAAAUGGAGCACGUAUCCCACAUUGUUAUCAAAUGUGUAGGAACACUAAUUUUGUUUAUAAUGACAAUCCUUUGUGGAAUUAUUCCGGUGAUCGUAUUUCGUACACCGAGAAGAUCUGGAAGUGCAAGGCAACGAAAAAAACUCAUUAUUGGCUGCUGUAAUUGCUUUGCUGGAGGAGUGUUUUUCAGUGUAUGUUUACUGGACUUGCUUCCUUCUGUUAGAAACAAGAUGACGAGAGCAUUGCUUGAAAUCAAUGUAUCGACUACGUUUCCACUUGGUGAGUCUAUAGCUGCUGUGGGGUUUAUUAUGAUGGUGGUGUCGGAAAUUCUCGUUCAUGUAUUGGGAAAGGGUAGCUGGCUUAUGGAUCACCAUCAUCAUCAUGACGAGGAGUUGCUUGAAAAUGACGAAGUCCAACCACUUAUAAACGAUGAACCGCCCCAAAGUUAUGGUUCUGGCAAAGGUAACACUGUCAACACAACAAGAAGUCUUUCGGUUGUUGCUAGUGACAACAUUGUAAAUGCGAAUUGCAUGGAAAAUCCUAGUGAAAGGGAUCCAGAUUCAAGACCCUGUAGUCCAGGAAUUGAUGAUGAUAAUGUUGUCUUUGAAGGGAAUUUCACACCUCGUUUGAGGAGGUCAAGAUCCAUGCGUAGCAUUGCUUCUGUAAACACUGUUACUCAUUCCUCAUUCAGGAUGUAUAUAUUAAUAAUGGCCCUGUCAUUGCACUCUCUUUUUGAAGGGCUCAGUGUUGGCUUGAUAACUGAUGUUGAUACAUUAAUACAGCUUCUUAUUGCCUUGUUAUUGCAUAAAAGUAUAAUUUCUUUUGCUCUUGGGGUCAAAUUGGUUGAUGGUGGCUUAAAGGUGGUAACUGUUGUUAAAGGGAUAAUUCUUUUUGCUGCUAUGGCUCCUGUAGGUGUAGGAGUUGGUCUUGCUGUAUUGAACUCCUUUUCAAAAGUUGCAAGUCUGUUCUGUUCAGGCAUUUUGCAGGGAUUGGCAACUGGGUCUUUCUUUUAUGUCACAUUUUUUGAAAUUCUACCAGAAGAGUUUACUAUGCAAAGUCAUAAUAAAGGCUCAAAAGUUCUUUUUGUCAUUAUUGGAUUUUUGAUUAUUGCUGGCAUGUGUUAUUAUGAAAAUCAGUUUCAUACGAUCAAGAAAGUGAUGCCGCAUGUGGGUGGUCCCACAACUCCACCUCAUUAAUGGAUAACUAACCUGGAGUACACUGUCAUCCUUGGGGCUGGUGGUCAUUGGAUGCUGGAAAAAAGCAUUUUAACAGAUAUCUACACAGUAUUUCUCAUAUUUUAAAAUGGCCAUCAAAAGGGAGUCCAAGGCACUAUAAUAAUUCACAGGGAUACACUAUAUCUAGUAGUUUACUUCUUUAAUAAUACCUUGUUACCUUGACCUAAUCUCCCUGGACUUUUCUCUUGAUAUCUUUGCUUUUGUAGUACAUUUCUCAAAUUCUCCAAUGUAAUUUGGUAAAACUCCUAAUUGUAAAAUGCUUCAUGGUAAGCUAAGGUUAUAUUCCUAUAAAAUUUUAGUGGGAAUUUGAUAAACGAAAAUUGCUUUAGACUUCAGUAUCAGGGACUGACCUUAGAAUUGAUAAUUAGUAUAAUUAUAUUUUCACGUUUUAAUUGUUAAGCUUUCUCAUUGCUAUAUUUGAAAGUGUUUUCAUUUUGAAAAACUGGGAUUAUUCUCAGUCUUCACUAAGCUUACAAAUGAGCUAAAUAUUUUAAUGUAAGAGGAUGCCAAAAAUUUUGUCAAAAGAUAAUGAAUGCAUAAACCCUCAUAAGCUGUAGAACCUUUUGGUUUUUAGGACCAGCUUUGGCAAAUUGAGAUUGGAUAAGUUUCACACUGAAAUUGAAUAAUUUAAAAUUUAUGUGAAUUAUAUUAGUUAUUUAAGUGUUUGUGGCAAGUAAUGCAUAUAGAUACUAAAAGUUAUGCGAAGCAUCUAGAUGGAUCCCACAGCUAGUGGUCAUUAAAAUGAAACCAAAGAGCAAUUCAGUGUAAAUUUUCCAAGAAAAGACAUAAAACCAAGCACUGUAAAAUCAUUGCAAAUGAAAAAAGCUGGAAGUGUAGGCAUUUUAGGGAUUAGUUAAUUAUAUUUGAAGUACAAUGUGCUUAUCUGAUUUUUGUUUUGAUCAUGCUGAUUGUUUUGAUUUUUCAUUUUAUUUUAAAAUUCUUUUUAGUAAAAUUAUGUUCUAAAAUUUGUGAAAAAUUACUUAAUUAAUAUAAUCUAGCUCAUACUUUGUAUGUAUUUAAUUGCAGUUGGUACUAUUCAUUGAUAAUAUAUGUUGUUUUUUAUAUUAGCCCCAUUUUGUUUAAAGGUUGUGAUGCCAGAAGGCAAAUGUCACAUGGUUCUGAUAUGUAGGUCAAGGGCUUGAUUUUUCUUUGGUUGUAAUCAGUUUUCCCGUUCAAUAGUUUUGCUUAAGCCUGCAUACAUGUGCUAAAACCAUUUUUGAUACUAGUUAAAUUUUAGAUUAAUCUUUAGGAUAAUGCUUGUUUCAAAUAAAAUUAGAUUUUUAAGUUGUAUCUCCAAACAACUUGGGUAAAUAUUUUACCAAUUAGUUCAAUGACGUCCUGUCAUUUUUUCAUUUAUGGAUAUUCAGGAAUAAAUAACACAACAUUGUUUCCACUUUUUGGAACAUUCAUAAUUUGUUUUUUUCAGCAAAUUGAGAAAGGUUUUAUGUUAUGUUGUUUUACCAACUUUAUUUUUGUUGAUGAUUAUCAAGUGGUUUAUGCACUUUUCAAAAUAAGAUUUUGUAUUUGCUUGGAAUUUAAUAAGCAAUUUGUCUAGCUUUGA